Molecule: messenger RNA, 387 nt
Organism: Microthlaspi erraticum
Lineage: Eukaryota; Viridiplantae; Streptophyta; Magnoliopsida; Brassicales; Brassicaceae
Source: the annotation of a GenBank genome assembly
AUGAACGUUCCAAUCAAUGACUGUGUGGAGGUGAAUGCAGCUCAAAUUGACGUAGGGGUUGUGGAGGCAGCUCAAAUUGCACAUCUCAUAUCCAUGGAUGUAAUCGACGAGCAGUUAAUAUUUUCCAAACUUACGAGGAAGAGAGAAGCUACGUUGGAGUUCCGUCGAAAGAGUUACAAAUACAUGUUUGUGAAUGAGAAUGACAUGAGGGAGGUCUGUCAAAAGAUUGAUCUGUGGAAGGAUUUACAAACGCUUGUUUGUGGAUUGGGAGGAAUGCAUAAGAAGGUGUUUGGACAAACGCUUCGAAAUGAGCAAAAGAAAACGCAAGGAAAUCUUAAGGAACAGUCGGAUUCCAGCUUAUGUGUUCUUCCCCUCCGUAGGAAGUAA